Carassius auratus (goldfish) is the source of this 1120-nucleotide messenger RNA. Its product is annotated as CD276 antigen-like. Lineage: Eukaryota; Metazoa; Chordata; Actinopteri; Cypriniformes; Cyprinidae. The coding region runs from base 118 to 609 and encodes 163 amino acids. The transcript has 4 exons. Gene Ontology annotation, cellular component: external side of plasma membrane. Gene Ontology annotation, biological process: T cell costimulation; positive regulation of T cell proliferation; negative regulation of T cell proliferation. The record is from RefSeq and is a predicted model, not a curated record.
GUUCAGAUCCAGACCACAAUGCAAAUUCAGGACAAGCUUCACUGUAAUAUUUAAGCCGAAUUUUCUGCUCAACUCCUCCAAUAACUGUCCGUUUAUCUUCAUGUAAAUUUGUCGAUCAUGGUCAAAAGUGUGUUGCCCGUAUGUUUCUUUAUACUGCUUUUGAAUGGAGCAUCUGUGCAGGACACAGUUCAGGGUUUCAUCGGAGAUUCUGCACUUUUGCCGUGCCAUCCCGAGAACGGGCAGCUUAAAGUCAUCACUGCACACUGGAGAUAUGACGACCACAAAAAUGUUUACGACAUAUUAGAUGGCCAAGGGAAGACGAAGGAGCAGGACGCAGAAUACAACGGCAGAACAGAAACAUUCCCUGCAGAGUACUCGAAAGGCAACUUCUCCCUCAGGCUUGGGAAUCUCCGGAAAAGUGAUGAAGGGUCGUACUGCUGCUUCAUGCCUGAGUCGAAUGAAAGCAAAUGCAUAAAUCUUCAAGUCACAGAGAAACCAAGAGAAAUCCAAGAGAAACAAAACUCAAACGGUGGAGUUGAAACCACAGCCGGGAGGAUUGUAUCUCUGUUAAUUUCUCUCUUCUCUGCUGCUGUUCUGCUCUGUGUGUGAGUUCAUAACUGUGAGCCUUGACGUGAGCGAUAUUACUAUAUUCAACUUAUAUAGUAUAACUUUGGUCAGAUUAUAUCCACUAAACUGUUUGCACUAGCUUUAAGCAUUUUAUUUAUUUAUUUAUUUAAAAUAAUUGUAUUAUUUACAUUUGUUUUAAUUUAUUUGACACUUUGAUUUGAUUUAAUUGUGUCUGUUGAAUUUUACUUGUUCAAGCACUGGUCUGUUAUGUUUACUCUGUUGUGUAAAAGUGUUCUGUAGCUCAAGUGGUAGAUCAUUGCGUUAUCAAGCGCAAGAGGGGUUCGAUUCCCCGGGAACACAUGAUAGGUAAAAACUGAUAGCCUGAAUGCACUGUAAGUCGCUUUGGAUAAAAGUGUCUGCUAAAUGCAUAAAUGUAAUUUAAUUGUAUUAAAAUUUUAAUUUAUGCAGCCUAAAUAGUGUGAAUACAUUUGGUUUGUUUGAAGAAAAUUCCAUUACUUUUGUCUACCAAGCAAGUCCAAAAAAAAAAAAAAAA